This is a messenger RNA of Drosophila grimshawi, 1513 nucleotides long. RefSeq names its product allatostatins MIP (gene Mip). The record is from RefSeq and is a predicted model, not a curated record. The transcript is spliced from 2 exons. NCBI's taxonomy places the organism in Eukaryota, Metazoa, Arthropoda, Insecta, Diptera, Drosophilidae. Bases 290 to 922 code for a protein of 210 amino acids.
AUCAUUAACAGUUGAUCAACAGGUUUGCGUACACAUCCCGAGACCAGAGCUCCUUGUAUCAGUGAGAAGAGUGCAUCUGCCAGUCCAUACAGUCAGACGCAUAUUGCUGCACUAAUUGAAUUGCGGCAAUACCACAAAUUCAGUUAUAAAAGUAAUUUCACGCGGAAAUAGAAACUAAAAUACAAUAUAGUCGCGUGCGAGUUCAAAUUUGUUAUAGGCGACCACAAAAACGAAUUUAGCGAUUAGUGUCCUACAUUGAAAAUACAACCAAUUAUCUACAGACAGGAUUAUGGCGCAGUCUCUGACCUCCGGUGGUGGAACAAGCAGCAUUGGCCUCGUGCUUCUGUUUCUCCUGUGCAGCACGGGCAGUAGCCAAGGCGCAGCCUUGACCAACAAUAACAAUGACAUGGCAGCCACAGGUCUCUCCGACCAGGUGGUGGAACAGCUUAACGACAAUGACCUGUUUGGAAACAAUAACAAUAAACGCGCCUGGCAAUCGUUGCAGAGCUCCUGGGGCAAAAGAUCUAAUGACCCAGCUGCCUUAGAAGUGGAUGACUCUAUCUAUAUGACGGGACACUUUGUGCCGCUGGUAAUCACCGACGGCACCAACACCAUCGACUGGAACACCUUUGAGCGUAUGGCGAGCAGCAGCAAUCUGGAACAGCACCAGCAACCAUCUCAGUUGCAAUCGCAGUCCAACGAAGACUCUGAUGACAAUGCUGACAAUACACUCGAGAAGCGGGCCUGGAAGAACAUGAAUGUCGCUUGGGGCAAGCGGCGUCAGGCCCAAGGGUGGAACAAGUUUAGGGGCGCCUGGGGUAAGCGUGAGCCGACCUGGAACAACCUGAAGGGCAUGUGGGGCAAGCGCGAUCAAUGGCAGAAGCUGCAUGCGGGUUGGGGCAAACGCUCGCUGGCAAACUAAAUGCGACACAAAUAUCCCCCACAUAGAGACGUUCUAGGCAAUUAACCAAUGGAUUUACACAUACUAUCAUACGAUUUAACUAGUAAACUAACUGUGUAUAACAAUAUAAAUAUGUAUAACUAAUGCGUGCAUUUUAGGUAACUUGUUUUCAAUAGAGAUUCUCAUUGCUCGACAGUGUUCUAGUGGGAAUGAUGAUCUUUGAGGUAAAUUCCGAAAAUGUAUGAAAGCGCUCGCCAGAAAAAACUUUAAGAAAAAUUAAAGAUAUGUAGAAAAAAUUAAACUAUGCAUUUGUACUUGCAUUAUUAUAUAUGUGUAUUUGAGCCAGUAUUAUAAUCAGUGCGCAUUGAAUAUAUGCAACAUAUACUAUACUAAUAGAAACACAGAUCUUAGCACUAGUUUCCAAGUAUACAAUUUCCGUACAAUACACAAACGCAUUAAGUAUAGAGAAACUUUACUUAGUUAAUCGUCGCAUAUUUUUUAAAUACGUAUACAUAUACCUAACUUACUAAAUGGCAAUUAAUAUAUAAAUGCAAUUAUCAAAAUAAAUUCAACGAAAAACCCUUCGAUUUACUAAUUCGGAAUUUAUACACA